GGAGCUCUCCAGACCAUGGCACCCAGAAGAGCCCGCAAGAGAGCGGAAGGUGGUGCUAGCUCCAAUGUCUUCUCCAUGUUUGAUCAGUCCCAGAUCCAGGAGUUUAAAGAGGCCUUCACCAUCAUGGACCAGAACCGGGACGGCUUCAUCGACAAGGAGGACCUGAGGGACACGUUUGCCGCCUUGGGCCGCAUCAAUGUGAAGAACGAGGAGCUGGAAGCCAUGGUGAAGGAGGCACCUGGACCCAUCAACUUCACCGUCUUCCUGACCAUGUUUGGGGAGAAGCUGAAGGGUACGGACCCCGAGGAGACCAUACUCCAUGCCUUCAAGGUGUUUGACACUGAGGGGAAAGGCUUCAUUAAGGCUGAUUUCAUCAAAGAGAAGCUCAUGACCCAGGCCGACCGGUUCAGUGAGGACGAGGUCAAGCAGAUGUUUGCGGCUUUCCCGCCAGAUGUGUGCGGUAACCUGGACUACCAGAACCUGUGUUACGUCAUCACGCAUGGAGAAGAGAAGGACUAGCAGGCCAGGGACCCCCCCCACCAACAUUUGGAGGUAGCAAACUCCCAUGGUGUUUGGGGGCGACCCCUGGUGAGCCCCCUACAGCCAACGUGUGCAAAGGAAUGUCUCCCCACAUUCCCCUGUCCCCAGCUCAGGGGCAAAGCAAGAAUAAAGAAUGCUAACAAGG
This is a messenger RNA of Enhydra lutris kenyoni (northern sea otter), 685 nucleotides long. RefSeq names its product myosin light chain 10. Gene Ontology annotation, molecular function: calcium ion binding. The record is from RefSeq and is a predicted model, not a curated record. Lineage: Eukaryota; Metazoa; Chordata; Mammalia; Carnivora; Mustelidae. Bases 16 to 519 code for a protein of 167 amino acids. Gene Ontology annotation, cellular component: cytoplasm; mitochondrion. The transcript is spliced from 7 exons.